Macrobrachium nipponense is the source of this 3733-nucleotide messenger RNA. RefSeq lists its product as uncharacterized. Gene Ontology annotation, molecular function: CoA-ligase activity. The coding region runs from base 1402 to 3063 and encodes 553 amino acids. The transcript is spliced from 12 exons. The record is from RefSeq and is a predicted model, not a curated record. Lineage: Eukaryota; Metazoa; Arthropoda; Malacostraca; Decapoda; Palaemonidae.
GGUAGCUUCAUGGAGAGUUUCCGUGUCGCUGUCAUCAGUCAGAAUCUCAUCCAACUCAGACUCCUGUAGGUGGAAGUUGACAUUUUCCCUGUCCUGAAUGUCUGCAGGAGUGGUUGUAGGAGUGGCUGUAGGAGUCUUUUCCGGGCCGAAAGAAGGUCCUGCAAGAUGUGACGUUGAUGGUCCCUUCCUUGGUCGUUUUAGGAGGUUCGGCAUCUUGAAGGGCGCUGUGGAGAGCUUGAAGGAUACUGCUGGUCUUGGGAGACGGAAACAACAGCUGACCUGAGGGUUGUUGUUGUUGUUGUAUUAAGCCAACACUUCUUGUUGGCACGGGCCUUUCCCUUGUUCGGCCCGCGCCGACCUGACCUUUUAUACCACGCUACAGCGUUGCCAUGUCGUACAGGGUUGUAAAUGUGUGAAUCGGUUUCGCCAUAGGCUACAGCGCAAUUAGCCGGCACGCGUGCUUCGCCGCAGAAAGAAAACAACGACGGCGAACGAUGCUGGUGACCCUAGCGCUUACCCCGCAGCAGUCACCGUGGGUCCCAGGUGCAAUGCCUGGAGCUACAUCAGGUGACAUUUGGCGUGACCACCCACGAUUUAUUUUGAACAUUUCAAAACUGGAGUGGGCUACGGCGACCUAGUGGGCGGAGCUUAGUGCCCGGACGACCCAUCACCGUACGUCUACGAUUUUACGUUACAUUUACGGUUUACUGACGUAAGCUGUUGCCAACUACCAAUUUCCGCUCAUGCGUGGGCGUGUGUGCUUGAUACGUGAAUGUGUGACCUUAGCAUUAGGGACGUAUCCCAAAAGGAAGUGCGUAGCUAGCUAGGCACUUCUUAGGCUUACUCUUAAGAUCCUUUAUCCUGUGAACCUCUCGCUGGUGAUAUGUUCUGUUCCCAGGAUAACCGGACAGAAAUGGGGGAUAGGCUACCCCAACACCGAAAAUUCGCACCUGAAUUCGUCCUUAGUCCACUCCAGUCUGUGACCUAGGACAGAUGUCCAAGCCAGCCCUCCAAUAAGGCCAACACAAGGGGCUAACUGGCGCCCCUGACCUCGGACAAAGCUGACGCCAUAUCCUACAAAGGUCCACUUACAUAAGGCAUCCAGAUCUUUGCCGAAUCACGUGUCAUGUCUCCUCGCUCGCAAGUGCUUCCUUAACGCAAGAAAACUAUGAGUAAUUUUGGAAACCAGCAUUGAUGUAAAUCUGAUUUUGGCCAGCCGUUCCCUAUUGUGAACGAUAGGAUUGGUCCACGUGCGGACAAGUUGCUCUUACUUUAUCCCAGGCCAUUCAACGGCCUCUUGUAAAUAAAUAAUGUAGAUUAAUUAUCUGGUUUCCAUGGCGACCUGUCUAGAGUAAAAAUAACCAAACCAAUCCUUUUUAAGAACUGCCAGAAGAGCUCACAAUGGACGAGAUGGUGAAAGGAAAAAAUGGGAGAAUCGUCAAAUGGCAAGGCGAGGUUCCCUUUCCGGAGAUCCCGAACGCCAACUUCGCAUCCUUCCUGUUGGCUAGGAUGUCCAAACACGGAGAAAAUGACGCUGCCCUGGUAAAUGGUCAAACAGGUGCGGCCUACACUUACGGCGACCUCCUACGCAACAUACCCAAGAUACGAAGCGGUUUGGUCACCGCUGGAGUGCGCCCGGGAGACAAGGUGUUUUUGGGCUGCAGGAACCACAUCGACAUGCCCGUGGCCCUGUUAUCCAUUAUCCUUGCCGAGGCCACUUGUGUCCUUGUCAAUCCAGCUUCGACUAAAGAGGAGCUAAAGCACAUCAUCGGCCUAAGUGAGUCUCGGUGGGUCAUAGCGCAGGACGAGAAGGUGGCUCAGACAGUGGAGGACGCUUUCAAGGAACUGUCACCCAACGCUUUUCAGCAGCUCUGGGUGAUCGAUGAAACUACCUCGGCCAGACCCUCCCUCAGUGACCUCAUUUCCUCAUCGACACCUGAGCUUCCGCAUAAGAAAGAAGUCUUUGACGCUGCCACAACUGUUGCACUGAUGCCCCUCUCGUCUGGUACCACGGGUCUUCCGAAAGGCGUUAUGCUGUCUCACCGCAACUUAAUUGCUACGCAGAUUCAAAGGGCGUUCUCGGCAAGUCUCUCUCCACUACGCGGCAUCAACGUCUAUCAGUCAGCUAUAAUCAUCAUCCCAAUGUACCACAUGAUGGGGUUUAACAUGGUGAUGAACACUUUAUUCAGCGGAGGGAAGGCGGUUAUCUUCCCGAGGUUUACUCCCAAGGAAUAUUUUAGCGCCAUCGAAAAACAUAAGGUAACCCUCUCCCCGGUCGUCCCAUACGUCUUGCGGUAUCUAGAAACGUCGCACACCAUGAAGAACCACGACCUCUCGUCUCUCAUCACGUUCGUAACGGGUUCCGAACCUGUAUCAGCAAGUACACUGACAAACGUCACUAAAAAGAGCGGACGCAUGGCUAUGCAAGGCUGGGGAAUGAGUGAAACUACUGGCAUAGGCACAGCUACUUCCACCCAGACGUACGACAAAGAAGGCUGCGUCGGAAAGUUUCAGCCGUUCUUCCAAGCAAAGGUUAUUGAUCUUGAAACCGGGGAAAUGUUGGGAGAAGGACAGGAAGGAGAGUUAUGCGUAAGAGGAGCUUCGAUCAUGUUAGGUUACGCCAACAACCCCAAAGCCACAGCCGAGACCAUCGACCCUGAAGGGUGGCUCCACACGGGUGACCUCGUGUACUUCGACGAAGAGGACAACUUUUAUGUCACGGGGAGGAUCAAGGACCUUAUCAAGGUCAAAGGAUAUCAGGUGGCUCCUGCAGAGCUGGAGAACAUCAUCAGGAAAAUGGAAGGUGUGCGAGACGUAGCCGUGGCGGGGAUCCCUGACGAACGCCUAGGCGAAGUCCCAAAGGCCUGGGUUGUGCCAAGAGCUGACGCUGUUUUAGAUACGAAGGCUAUUAUUGAGAACGUUGCAGCCCAAGUGACGCCCUACAAGCAACUGGCCGGAGGAGUCGAGGUCGUCCAUUCCAUCCCGAGGAACCACAUUGGCAAGGUGCUCCGGAGGCAACUUCGAAAGCCUUACGAGGAUAAAUCAAAAAGGUCUAAGCUGUGAAUCAGUUACAAAAGAGGAAUGCCAGUCACCAUUUUGAGUAACUUCUUGUAAAAUGAAUGUACGCAAUCUACAAAAAGGGUUUUCCGUUAUAGUAGCAAAAAUAAUAGCAAUAAAGAUGAUAACAUAUGAAUAGCAUACUGCCUUCAUAUCAGACAUAAAUAUACCAAACAAUGGUCGUUUGCCUAACUGUAAUUUUCCUUUUCUUACCAAUUAAUGAACUAUUUUGAGUAACUUCUUGUAAAAUGAACGUACGCAAUCUACAAAAAGGGUUUUCCGUUAUAGUAGCAAAAAUAGUAGCAAUAAAGAUGAUAACAUAUGAAUAGCAUACUGCCUUCAUAUCCGACAUAAAUAUACCAAACAAUGGUCGUUUGCCUAACUGUAAUUUUCCUUUUCUUACCAAUUAAUGAACUAUUUUGAGUAACUUCUUGUAAAAUGAACGUACGCAAUCUACAAAAAGGGUUUUCCGUUAUAGUAGCAAAAAUAGUAGCAAUAAAGAUGAUAACAUAUGAAUAGCAUACUGCCUUCAUAUCCGACAUAAAUAUACCAAACAAUGGUCGUUUGCCUAACUGUAAUUUUCCUUUACUUACCAAUUAAUGGACUACAUAUUGUAUAUUUCCUUAAGAUAACCACAAGUCAAAUCAAGUCAAGUAAAUAAAUUUAUGAGAAUGAA